AUGGCAUGUCUACUCAAUAGCCUAAUGAUGUGAUCUUCAUCUUCCUCCACUCUCAAAGCCUAUUCCUUUCACCCACACCUGUUUCUGGCUUUAUUUAGCAAAAUUAAAUUUACCAAUCUUCACUUAUCACCACGAUGUCUAGUAGUGGGAAAGAUUUGGCAGAAGGAUCAUCAAGUUCUCCGAGCGAUCAUCACCACCACCACCACCUCCACCAGCAACAGCCAGCAACGCCAAGCCGGUAUGAGUCACAGAAAAGAAGGGACUGGAACACUUUUGGACAGUACUUGAAGAACCAGAGGCCCCCAGUUCCACUCUCUCAGUGCAAUUGCAACCAUGUGUUGGACUUUCUUCGAUACCUUGAUCAGUUUGGCAAGACCAAAGUUCACCUCCAAGGUUGUAUGUUUUAUGGACAACCUGAGCCGCCUGCACCUUGCACCUGCCCGCUAAGACAGGCUUGGGGUAGCCUUGAUGCUCUCAUUGGGCGCCUCAGAGCUGCUUAUGAAGAGAAUGGAGGCUCACCAGAGACUAAUCCCUUUGCUAGCGGUGCAAUCCGAGUUUAUCUUCGAGAAGUGAGGGAGUGUCAAGCUAAGGCAAGGGGGAUCCCCUACAAGAAGAAAAAGAAGAAGACUAAUCAAAACAAGGGAAAUGAAGAAUCAAGUUCUACCAUGCAGUUGGCUUGAUUCCUUUGUCUAGCUAGAUUCAAUAUGGAUCUUCUGGCAAAUGAAUGAAAUGGAAGAGAUUGCUAAAAAAGAACUCUAUUGAAGUUGCUAUCUUUACUUUGACCACCGUAUUUGCCAACUUUCAAGUUAGGGAGGUUUAUCUAUAUAACUCUCAUGGCAUAUAUGCUGAUCUUAAAAGUCUCCAUUUUAUUUGCAAUUUGGGAAUGUAAUAGCACUUAUUAGAAUUCAAAGUCGUUAUGUUACUGUUGGUUUUGCCUAAGUCUGCUACUGGCUGUAUUCAAAAUAGUAGUAAUAAUAUCACCAUGGUAUUCUGUUUUGUCUUCA
Molecule: messenger RNA, 1004 nt
Organism: Quercus robur (English oak)
Lineage: Eukaryota; Viridiplantae; Streptophyta; Magnoliopsida; Fagales; Fagaceae
Product: protein LIGHT-DEPENDENT SHORT HYPOCOTYLS 10
Exons: 2
Coding region: 135-680 (181 amino acids)
Biological process (GO): response to light stimulus; mRNA transcription
Cellular component (GO): nucleus
Source: RefSeq, a predicted model, not a curated record